Nanorana parkeri is the source of this 1392-nucleotide messenger RNA. RefSeq names its product proline-serine-threonine phosphatase interacting protein 2 (gene PSTPIP2). Gene Ontology annotation, molecular function: actin filament binding. Gene Ontology annotation, cellular component: cytoplasm; plasma membrane; actin filament. Gene Ontology annotation, biological process: actin filament polymerization. NCBI's taxonomy places the organism in Eukaryota, Metazoa, Chordata, Amphibia, Anura, Dicroglossidae. The transcript has 15 exons. The record is from RefSeq and is a predicted model, not a curated record. Bases 1 to 1392 code for a protein of 463 amino acids.
AUGCAGACAGCCACAGUGCUGGAGCCUGAAACCUGCGAUGUGUACAUCUGGAGUGACCGGGAAGCAUGUCGAGAGCUGAUCCAUUUUAUCUGGAGGACUUUACAACAGAACAACCUUUCUCUGAACAAAGUGGUGAGACUGCCCAAACGGAGAUGUCUGUCAGGUUUUAGCUCUGGAGUUUCAGGCUUGCGCUGGAGUUUAAGGAAGCCCCCAGUUCUUGCUCUGCAGUGUCUCCAGCAAGUGACCACCAGGCUGGCUCUGGAGUCUUUGGAUGCUCUGGCUCCAGAAAUUCUGGCUUUGGCAGGAGGAGGAAGGCCGUGGCGCCGCAUCAUCAGGGAGCUGACUGCAAGAACAUGGAAAAGACCUCCGACUCUCAAUGGCACAGCAAAGUGGAGGAGCUUGCAGCAGGUCCAGGCAACGCUUGCAAAUAAACUUGGAUCUACCAUGAGAGGGGUUUUCUUCAAGGACAACUUCUGGAGCUUGGACAUCACCAGCAUCAUCGGCUAUGACUGUCUCCUACAACACAUGAAUGACGGGAGGAAGAACUGUAAGGAGUUCGAGGACUUCCUCAAGGAAAGGGCUGCCAUAGAGGAGCGCUACGGGAAGGAACUGGUUAAUUUAACAAAGAAGAAGCCUUGCGGACAAACUGAAAUAAACACUCUGAAACGGGCUCUGGAUAACUUCAAACAACAAAUUGAUAUUGUUGGCCAGAGCCACAUUCAGCUGGCUCAGUCCUUACGAGACGAGGCGAGGAAGAUGGAGGAGUUCCGAGAGAGACAGAAAGCCGAACGUAAAAAGAUAGAAGCUACAAUGGACGCCAUGCACAAGCAGAGACAGAUACAAUAUAAGAAGACAAUGGAUAGUAAGAAGGCCUAUGAACAGAGAUGUCGAGAAAAAGAAGACGCAGAGCAGAAUGUGGCUCGCUGCAACAAAAACACUAUGAAUCAGAAACAACAGGACAAGAUAUAUGCAAAGUUGGCUCAUUCCAAGGUGACAUUAGAAGAUGCAGAUAAGACAUACCAGCAGAACAUCAACCUAUUGGAUAGAAUCCGGGAAGACUGGCAGACUGAACACAUUAUUUCCUGUGUGUUUUUCGAGAACCAGGAAUGGGAUCGGAUAAACUGUUACCGGAAUGCAGUGUGGACUCACGUGAACCACUUGUCACAGCAGUGUGUCAGUAACGAUGUGAUGUAUGAAGAAGUCCGAAAAGGGCUGGAGGGCUGCAAUAUCGAAAAGGACAUUGAAUAUUUCACAGAAGGCCAUAAGACAGGAGAUAAACCCCCAGCUCCCAUCCCAUAUGAAAACUUCUACAACAACCAGAAGAAUUCAGUGCCGGUGACAAGGUUUGAGGCUUCAAUCUUCUAUGACAGCUGCAAAUGCAUUGAGUUUUAA